Molecule: messenger RNA, 1086 nt
Organism: Spodoptera exigua (beet armyworm)
Lineage: Eukaryota; Metazoa; Arthropoda; Insecta; Lepidoptera; Noctuidae
Source: the annotation of a GenBank genome assembly
AUGAGGGUCUUAAGCUAUGUGUGGAAGAGAAUCUCCCAAAGUAAAGCCUUGGAGCUCGCCGGUCCACUUGAGACUGCCUUCUUCGCAUCCGUUUAUCGACUUUCUUUCGUUGUAGGUUUGUCCACAUCAGACGACUAUCUUCUUUACACCGCGUACAGCAGUUUCAUAAGAAUAAUAUCUGCUCUUGUAGUCUGGUUUGAGAUCUGGAGUGUUCUUGGAAACAAUGAUGUGAGCCUGGACCAGAUCAUAUCCAGCGUGAACGUCAUCUUUAUACAUUUGGUCACUUUUUGGAAACUUGUGACCAUGGUAAAAAACAAGAGAGUCUUCAAGAAACUAGCCAAGGCUUUGGAAUCUUCAAGUUUCGACAUGUCUACUCAGAGGAGGAAGCGUAUUGUCAACUAUUGGGUUCUAAUUAAUAAUAAGUACUUGAAAGUGGUACUUACGCUGGGUUGUUUAACUCUGAUUGUUUGGGAACUGUACCCAAUGAUAGACGAGUUAAAGUUCAAUUUGAUGGUAGACGUAAAACUCCCUUUUGAGUACCAAAGUCUGCUGACCUAUAUGGCAACAUAUACAGCAGUGGCCAUCAUGUUCGCAUAUGCAUCACUCAUGGUGAUCAUAUCCGAGGUGAUCGUGCAAGCUCACCUAAUACGCCUCAUCUGCCAGUUCGAUGUACUCGCUGACUGCUUUGAGAAUAUCUUUGAAGAGUGCGCUGAGGAAUUUCCAGAUUUGAACAAACACGAGCUUGUAAAAGAUGCGUCUUUCGUUGAUAAAUACGUAAAGAGACUUGGCGAUCUAGUGACACAACAUCGAGAGAUUUUGGAUCAAACGAAUGAUCUGAGGACAAUACUAAGCGCUCCGUUGCUGGGACAGUUGGCUUGCAGUGGUCUGCUCAUCUGCUUCGUAGGGUAUCAAGCUACGGCUACUAUUGCGGAGAAUUUGGGAAAAUUUGUCAUGAGUCUUCUCUAUUUGGGCUACAACAUGUUUACCUGGUACCUCAUGUGCCGAUGGUGUGAGGAAAUUACUAUUAAGUUGGUGAAGGCUUCAUAUAGUGCGCUGAAUAUUCUUCUAACGAUGAGUCACGAGUGA